GCAGAACAGAAGAUCACCGGGGAGAUGGAGUGAGUAAGCAGUGAGGGUUGGGGAAAGCUGGAGGGAAGGAGAUCUGCGAGGCGAAGCGAGAGACUGGAGAGAGAGCAGAGAAAGAAAAAAAGACAGAAUAGAUGAUAGAACAGAUGCUACAGAUGGUCUCUUUGGCUUCAGCUCGUGACGCCUGAGCUGUGUGUGUGACGCGCAUGGGUGUGUGUGUGUGUGUGCGUGUGACGGCAGCCGCGGCAGCAGCAGGGGACGACAGAUCAAAGCGAUUGUGGGGCAUGAUGCAUUUAGCAGCCUAACGUCGCUGUACGCACACCGGCUGAACGAGAACGCUACCCCGCGCAGCCCGCCCGCCCCACGCACACACAUACGCCACGCGUGUGUGGGGACAGCACAGAUGAAGCAACGACCAAAGGGAGGUGUGGAUCUUUUCAGAGCCUUGGUGGCUGUAGAGCAGCAGGAGUGGUUGUAGGUGGACUAGGGUCGGACCACUUCCGAUGACCUUUUGGCUUUCUUCAGACAUCUGGAACACCAAAGAUGGAGCUCUUCUUCUAUUCCCUCACCUUACGGUUCGUCACGCCAGCGUGUGUUUCCUCUGAGCUGCGUCGCUGUCGUCGGGCUCGUCUGUCAGCCGUGUGUGUGAGCCCCAGCGCAUCCGCAGAGGGAUUUGAUAACGUAUGGUACUGAACAACUCCCGCAGAACACACCUGGACAUCAGCUGUUCAAGAGGAACAGACACACCGAUACUUCUCUCAGCUGUACCGAAGGAUGGAUCCAGGGGAGGACGAGUGUGCACGUUUCCUGCAGUACGUGGAGGACAGGGGUCUGAGAGUGUAUGAUGAGCUGGUCAUUCAGAACGCCUCUGACAUUGCCCGAGAGAGCGACCGCGUCCGCAACCACACGCAAUGGACGUACUUACAGGAGAAGAACCAGAAGAAAAGACGUCAGGAGGAGGCAAUCAAAUGGAUCGGCGAAGAUGUGGCCCGUGUGACAGAAGGUGGGGGUUACGCGGGCAAACACUUUCGAAUGGGCUUUAUGACGAUGCCGGCCCCUCAGGACCGCAUUUCUCCUUCCUGUGGGCUGGGUUUCACCGUACGCUCACAGUCUUUACACUCAGUGGGCGGGGGUGACGAAGAGGGAAGCCCUACGUCCCGAAAACAGCCCCCUCCCAAACCCAGACGAGAUCCCAACACCAAACUGAGCACAUCCUCUGAGACCGUCGACGCUGGGCUUAGCACGGGGAAGAGCGGAAAGGACACGGAGAAAUGCGACGCCUCUAAAUCCCGCCCCUGCAGCGAGGAGUACCGUCGCAUGCCUCCGCCCAAACCCAAACGUAACCCCAACACACAGCUCAGCACAUCCUUUGACGAGUCUUACAUCCAAAACCACAGAAGCAGGGCCAAGUCUGCCUCUCUGCCUCGACGGCAGAAAAAGAAAUCAGCAUCUCAAAAUCAAAGCCCGGCCCCAGCUAGUGACGAAGAGGCUGAGCCUGUUUAUAUAGAAAUGGUGGGCAACAUUUUACGAGACUUCGGUCGAAUGGACGGAGCCAAUGGCGAUGAGGAGGACGAUCAAGGUGAAAGCGUAUACGAGGAAAUGAACUACCCCGUCUACGAUGACGUGGCUUCAUCCUUGGACCAUGCCCAAUCGCGCUGGGAGCAGUGCCCGACUCCUUUGGUGCCAGAAGUAGAACUUACACGCCCCACCACCCCGCGUGGUUCUCUCUGUGACAUUCCUGCUCCUUUCCCAAAUCUGCUCUCCCAUCGACCACCUCUGCUGGUAUUCCCACCCGCUCCUGCCCAGUGUUCCCCCAACUCUGACGAAUCCCCUCUCACUCCACUAGAUGUCACUAAACUCCCUAUGCUAGAUAACACUGGAUAUGGCAAGCCUGGAGCAUCCCCGACUAGUGCUGACCCUGGACAGCAGCUGGACACACAGCAGGUGUCUGCUAAACACCACCAUCACCACCACCACCAUCAUCGUAAGAAGUCGGCUGAGACUAAGGAGCAACAGACGAUCACAGCAUCAGGCCGGUCGUCUGCACCACCCCUGCCAUCUGCGCUGUACAAAAGCGGGGGUUCGUCAUCAGCGCACGGUUACCCGCGGAGCCACUCCGCCUGCCCGUCGCCCGUUAGCAUGGGCCGCGCGUUAACUCCGCUUACCUUGAAACGCCCCCCACCGUACGAUGCUCUCAUGACCGGCACGAUUCCUCGCAGUGCGUCUGGAGUCCCGCAUGGGUCACGUGAAAGCGGGCGGCUCUCCAACUCCUCCAGCGUGCACGGGGGUUCCAUGCAAAAUGUUUCCACGGCAUCAUGUUCUGGAGGGUCCAGCUCAGGGUCAGGUGGUCGAGGCAGUCGUACGCCAACCAGUCCGUUGGAUGAGCUUAGCAACCUGUUCACCUCUGGACGAAACAUGCUGAAGAAAGGUUCUGGAGGACGCAAAAGCAAAGAGUCAGCAGAUGGUGAAAGUAAAAGCAGAAGUGACAGCAGAGAAAGAGCUCUUCAUAGUUCUCCAAAAUCACAAGAUUGGGAAACGCCCACAGGACAAUCACCCACCGCCACGCCCAAUCGGUUUGGGUGCUCUUCUGUCAGCCCGACCACUAUGCUUGGGGAAACAAAAGGCGGGUGUAAACUUGGUCGCUCUGCUUCCACAUCCGGAGUCCCCUCCCCUGUGGGAACGCCUCAAAGACACGCCCCUGACCCCUCCGCCCACCAGGGCGGGAGCCCGUGCCAGAUGCCCCCAAUGCCUUGGGCAUGUGGGGACAGCACCAUGAUGGAGAUGAUAGAGAAGAAACGACACCUGUGCAAAGAGAUAAAAGCCAGGCAGAGACCUUCAGACAAAGCUCUGUGCAAGCAGGACAGCAUGCCCAUCCUCCCAAGCUGGAAGAAGACCAACGGGGGAAAGAAAUGCGGUCCCCCUCCGUAUUCUACCCAAACCACUGUAUUCUGGGACACUGCUAUAUAAUGGGUGACCAGCAGUGCGCGGCCAUGGUGAUGCACAGACACGCCCACUGAGGGGCGUAUACAAACACAGAUUGACAGCUAGCACAAACAAAAAAAAUAUGUGAAGGAUUAUCAAAUCUCCCUGGUUUCCUAUCGUUGUUUAUAUUUGAUAUUUUUAUAUUGAAAAUAACUGUCUUAGAUAUGGUUAGUAUAAUUCGCGGUUUCAUAAAGAGGAGCUCUCCAAACGAUAAGAAAACCGUACACUUUUACCCUAUGAGAUAUUUGUCCUCUUUGAAAUGGUAUUUCUAUCUUUUUUGGGGGCAUUUCUAUAUUUGGCACUCAUCUGUGUGUCUGGGGAAAUAAUCUAUAAUGUGUGGUGAAAUAUGUGCAGUAACUCCAUUGAGAACACCAUUGUUUUUAUGCCUAUGCAUUUGGUUAUUCGGCAUGGAUGGCGUUUUUUUUUUGUUUGUUUCAUGGAUGGUAUUUUUUUUGGUAUGGAGAGUUUAUUUGAAAAUAAUAUAUAUUUUUGUGUCUGUACGUUAAAUGUCGGAUUGUGGGGUUUCAGGCUGUUCUUCCUAUGAUUUCUGGAUUGGACUUGAAGGGAAUGGUUGUGAGUUUUGUUAGUUGGACUGGAUUGUGAGAUUAUCCGUCUGUUUUUACAGGUGGUUGGUCAGAUCAACUGUGAGACACUGGCUGGUGCAUUCAAUUGUGAGCCUUGAAAACUCACAAACUCACACUUAUAUUAGCUGCUCUACGACCUAACAUUUGGUGCUGUUCAACUCCUUUCUUGAAUGUUCAACUUUAAACAGCUGUAUGACAGUCACACACGUGUACCUGUAAAACACCCAAGGUGCUAGGGCAGUUAGCACAUGCUAAAUGACGGUUACCUGAUCAGGGAAUGGAUGAUGACAUAUUCUGGCAGAGUUACAGGCCGAGGCACCAAGGUGUGACCGGGGUGAGAGGUUUCGUCCAUCACAGUGGCUUUCAUAAAUCUGACCGUACAACACGUCAGAUAAACGUCCUUGUAUGAACCGCUAUGCAGACAUACUGUCACUUUUCACGUUCGUAUAUCAUCGCGACAAGAGGCAAGGGCAGGCGUGAGGCAACAUCGUUUGAAAAAGCUUUCUGGAGGGAAUACACAAAGGCUCCCCUCAGAUAGAAAAGCACAGCUUGUUAUUAGAUGAUCAGCAUCUAGGUCAUACCCAAAGCUCUUUCACAGUUUAUCACGGUCGCCAGCCUCAUCGAACACACUGGAUUUCAGAACUGCGAAAGAAAGUACUUAGAAGCACAUGCCUAACCUAGCAAUAGAGUAGAUGCCUUUUUGUAUACAUGGCUUGCAAAGCUAGACGCAUUCGUUUAAAUACGAAUGGUUUGAGAUGGAGUGGAUUUGCAUUGCCCUUUCGAGUGGACGGAAAUGUCUAAUUUUUGCUCAAUAACAACAUAGAGUAGCCAAUGAGCAGUGAUCAUGUGUUGGUGCCACAUAGCCAUUGGCUGUCUUUUCAGUCGGCCAUUUGAAGGACCAAUGAUGAUUUUUGUCUGCCAAUGAAUAGUGGUGACAUACACGUCCAGUGUACCGUGAUGGCCAUGGAGACACCGUGCUCUCUUUUUCUUUGCACUGCUAUGGGCAGGACUGUGAUGUCAUGCUAAAGCUCUAAUUGAUAUCUGCUCAGGUGAGGAAAAGCCACACCCCUAAAGAUGGGGCUAGAGGUGUGAAGCCCCCCCCCCUUACUGUCAUCACAUUCCAGAUAACACAUGUGCUCAUCCAACAUACACUCAUAACGGCUUGAAUUCACAUUAAACUAUGUACGAUUGCACAUAAAUGCAGGCACUUUUUACCAGAUUGCAUAAACACACAUGCAUAUUCACACAAAAUACACAGACACUCAUAUACAUGCACAAAGCUGGCAUCCAUGUAAAAAGCAUUGCCUUGGAGACCUGGGUUCACUGUGACUUAAAAGAAACUUUUGCGAGGGGCUUAAAGGUCAGAGAUGUCUUAAAGGUUCACAAGUGUAAGGUUAAUCCAACAACUAGCAUCACUAUCAAGUCACUAAAAGAAAAACAAUGUCUUUAAAAGUAAAAAAACAGCCCAGCAGUAACAUUUAUUCACCAGUAGAGGGCAGUAGCAGUGUAGUGUUCUUCACAUGCACUGCAUCCUAAUUCGCAUACACACUCUGUAGUGUGCACUAAAAUGUAUUACUGUACUUUACUUUAAAGUAUGUAAAACGUACACACAUAACUAACAGCAUGUCAUACCAUGUCAAACUCACCCCUGUCUCUUGUUUGUGUUUGCAUGUCAGCGUUAGAAUAAAAAAACUCAAACGUCAUUAUUAUGUAACUUUUAGAUGUAAACAUAAAAAACAAAACCUAAAAAAAAGAACAACUUCACCUGAAAAACUUGAAAGAGAACUUUAACAAAUGUCACAUAGAAACAGACGUCCAUGGAUCUUAUAGUAAAUAUAACCAUCUAAGUAAAAUAUUCUGUGUGAAUUCCAGCGGUCAGAACCUAAAAUUAAGGGUUCUAGAGCACUUGUGAGUUCUUUAAUGCAUUCUAAUGUGAACUGUUGUGAAAUGUGAAACGGUCUAGAAUACGGGUUUUUGUGGCAUGUGUCGAGAACGCUUUUGGAGUUUGUUCUUUUACCCUAUCAGUUCAAAACCACCAUGAGUGUCACAAACAAAAUGAAAGAGCCACUUACUGUACCAGUUCCUCCAGAGUAGUUAGCAGUAACUUUGCAGUGCACUUAUAUUUGACACAAACGAAGGAUCUUCUGAUGUACAAAAUGUUCUGUUUGCCUAGAUGUUGGAGAAAAAAGCACACGAUGAAUCGAUGUAUACUAUAUUUAAUAAAAAAACAAUGAAUUGUAAAGUAACUUAAAAGCGAAAAGUGGUUGACACAUAGCAGUAAAAUGACAUACAAACUCCUCAUCCACACACACUUUCUCUCAUUGCAGUUUUGGGUUUUGCAGUAGGCCUAUGUAAAUAUAUCAGUGGGCGUUUGUUGCACUAUGGGAGUGUGACAUAAGCACAGUGGUUUCCCAGUGUGUGUGUGUGCGCGUGUCUUUUGCACUCAGAAGUGUUGGAGUCUACCUUUUCUAGUAUUUUUAUUUAAGAAUGUUAAAAAAAAGAGUACAAGCUAAAAGAGUAUGCUUAUGUAACACUGUCUUUCUUUUAAAUUAUUUACAGAGUAUGACAGAAAUAAAUACAUAUGUUUUUGCAUAGCGCUGUCUGAGUUGUGUGUCUUUGUGUUGUAUGUGUGGUUGUUCAGGUCGUGGGUCAUGUUUUUGUCCUCACACUCUCUCUCUCUCUCUCUCUCUCUCUCACUGUAUGUAACAGAAGCCAGAGGUUGAGAACAAACACAUUCAUCUUAUGACCUCACACUCCCACUACAGACAUGUAGAAAUGAUGUAAGCCACGAAACGGUCUGCCCUGAGCUAUAGUUUUGUUUAGAUAUUUUAUCUAAAUUUAACCUGACAACAUGUGAGUUCACAAUACUGUAACGCUGCACUUUCCUGACACAAAAGAGAAGAGAAAUUAUGUAAAUAUCUGCCCAAAACAAACAUACUAUGUACAAUUAAAGUACAACAAACAAAAAAAUAAAAACACAAUGGUGUUAAUAGACACAAUAAAGGAAGGCAUUACAACGAGCUUUGUGCUUUAAAAUCACUUACUAUCCUUUGUGCCUGUGCAAAAUUAUCCAGUAUGAAUUCCCAUAGACAUAUAUGGAAAUUCCUGUCAGGACCGCAGGUAAACACUGACGCGCAGGAACAUGAGAUGACCUUUCACCUCUCAUCAGAAAUUCAUCCGCCUUUUACUGUAGUCCCAUCUCAAAAAGUCAUCCAUUUAAAAAAUACUAAAUAAAAAUUGUAUUGAAAGAAAAUGCUAUUAUGUUUUGAUAUAUCGAUAAAUAUUUUUAUUUUUAGGCUAUUAACUGUUUCAUUAGCCUAUAUGUUUGUCUACAAAACGAAAUUCACACACUUCAGAUAUUUAAGAAAACGACUUCAGACAUUUAAGAAAACGUCGUCAGAUCAAAAGAUUGGAGAAUGAAUAUUUCGUUGAUAUAUUUAUCCAUUAUUUGAGCUAUACAUUUCGUAUUAGUUGAGCCUAAAUAACAUAUUUUUAAGACAAAUCAGAGUUUUGCAUCUUUUAACUUGGCCUAGGCUACUGACAUUAAGGAACAAAUGAAGAUUUUGGUUCCAAAACGAGAUAAACGCCAUUAAAAAAAUGAGUUUCCGCCAAAAUCAGUAUUGUAUCAGGUCGGUAUUGAAAAGUCACUUUUUAAUGUUACGCAAAAUGCGAUAUCCGCCGUGUUAUUCUGUCAUGUUUUCUCCCUUUUUUUCCCCAAACCGCAAUUUACGCCAGUCUCACUUCUCUGCAGAAUGCGAUAUAUCCGCUCAACCAAUCACAGCACAGCAUUCCACGCAUUGUAAACAGUAAUGGCGGCGCUUUGAAUACGGUCGGCUCCUAGUUUCCCCGAUCUACUUUGUGUUCAACAAACAAACAAAAUAAUGAAUAAUUUUGACGGCAUUGAUGAACCUGUGCUGGUUUCUGCGGUGGGGAAGGAAACGUAAGGCAUCGAAAUCUAAUCAUUUACGUGAGGAGAUUAAGAAGAUGAGCCGUUGAAUUCAUUUUAGGAGCGAUGACUGAUUGAAUGUGUUUUUAGUCCAGUGCCUGUAUGUAAGAUUAGUAUUGUGUUGAGUUCAGAGGCUGUCACAUGAGGAUCAACUCACUUUGUUGUGUAUUUUCAACAGUUUCAAUAUGAAAAAUAACUUUUAUAUUGAUUCAAUGGAUAUAUUGCAUUUUGGUAAAAAAAUGUUAUGGAUUUAUUGCAUUUUAGGGGGGAAAUUAUCAGUUUU
Triplophysa rosa is the source of this 7792-nucleotide messenger RNA. It is a transcript of the gene nyap2a, whose product is annotated as neuronal tyrosine-phosphorylated phosphoinositide-3-kinase adaptor 2a. Gene Ontology annotation, biological process: phosphatidylinositol 3-kinase/protein kinase B signal transduction; neuron projection morphogenesis. Lineage: Eukaryota; Metazoa; Chordata; Actinopteri; Cypriniformes; Nemacheilidae. The record is from RefSeq and is a predicted model, not a curated record. The transcript has 7 exons. Bases 772 to 2964 code for a protein of 730 amino acids.